Messenger RNA from Hemibagrus wyckioides, 2256 nucleotides. RefSeq lists its product as uncharacterized. Gene Ontology annotation, molecular function: oxidoreductase activity, acting on paired donors, with incorporation or reduction of molecular oxygen, reduced ascorbate as one donor, and incorporation of one atom of oxygen. Bases 17 to 2164 code for a protein of 715 amino acids. The transcript is spliced from 14 exons. Lineage: Eukaryota; Metazoa; Chordata; Actinopteri; Siluriformes; Bagridae. The record is from RefSeq and is a predicted model, not a curated record.
UGAGCACGUGAUCUCAAUGAAGGCGUAUAAACGGCGCCGUAAACAGUCACCAUGUCGUGUUGUUUGCUUUCACUAUCACUUUGUGAUUGAAAAAAAAAAAAACAAGGCGACGGAAGACAGCAUGACACUCUGUCUCUCCUCUCUCUCCUGUCUCUCCUCUCUCUCAGCACGGACACUUGUGUGUUUGUUUUUUUUCUGCUUUACUGUGAACGGUCACGCGGAAGCCGCUUCACCCAGCGCUGUAGAGGAGCUCGUACUGCCCAGAGCUCACGCGCGCGAGCGGUCAGGCUUAUCCGGGUUCGACCCUGGAGAUCCCGCUCCACAUUUCCGCGUAAAAACCCUAAACGGGGAGUUUGUUUAUCCUCUCACGGAGACGGGCAACUACUCCGUGAUAAUCCACGCGUUCACGAAUAAAUCCGCUUUCCUGGAAUGUCUCUGGACGUCCAAUUCCUCCUUGUCCGACCUGAUCGAGUUCCUUCCGGUCAGUGCUGAAGUUCUCAUCCUGUCUCUGGAUGAUUCUGCGGCUCGGGAUGUGCUGUGGAUGAGAGAGCAGGUGUACAGGGUCGCUUCCGCCAAAGGGCACAGGGGUAAAGAAAUUUUAUCCAGGAUUCAUUUCUGCCCCAUCCCUGUCUACGCCCUGGGGAACUGGAUACCCAGAGUGCUCUACUCGUGGGGAUGCGGUGGACACAACUGCGGUUUGGCACAAGCUGUGUUCACUAGUCCAGACUGGAACCUUCCGCUGAUCACCAAGCGCCUGAACGCCAGGUACGACUGGCUGAAUGGCCGCUGGGAAAAAGUGCAGUACGUUGUGGUCGGAGCGGGCGACGGCUGCGAGCCCUUCCCUGCAGCCGAGGGAGCCGUGGCCUGGGUUUCUGAAAGCGGCUGCUCGUUUUUCACGAAGAUUAAAGCCAUGGCAGAUUCCAAAGCAGUUGGAGUGCUGGUUUAUGCAUUACCUGGCAACCCAAUCCAGGAUAUGCAGUGUGCUGGAGAUGAGUGUAACACCACGCUGAAUAUUCCUGCUGCUAUGCUGCACUAUGAGCCCGCUGUAGCCCAGGCGCUGUCCUCAGGGAAACCGGUGAAUGUGACGUUCCAGGUCACUCCAUCACCCAACUUUUUCAUGGCCAUUGACCAGCAGGGGGCGCUGGCGGAAAUGGGCUGGUUCCUGUAUCCUACAUUCCGCUUCAUAAGCUGGCAGGCAGAAUGGUUUGACUUCAACGCUGACUUGCUGGAGCGAGUUAAACGUCCCGCUGCCGUCCUUCCUGUGUUCAAUAACACGCUGAUGCAUGGAGAAGCAGGAGCUCAGGCCGUGGUCCAGCUUCCCAAAGAUCUGUUGGGGUUUGAUGUGCUGGAGCUGGACGCAGCGUUGUCCUGUCCCGGCCGCAGGGACGAGACGUGUGCUCACUGGGAUCACACGGUGCAGCUGUUCAUCUGCUGCGAUCACUUCAGUCCUCACUGUAACAUGGAGCUCGGCCGCUGGAUCACCGCCUUCCGCAGAGGAACGGGUCGCUGGCUGACGGACGUGUCUCCUCUCCUCCCCCUGCUGAACAGCGAGCGCUGUGCUCUGGUCAUGAAGACGCCGCCGUGGGCCAUGCCCUGGAUCACGUCCCUCAACCUGCGCUUCAGCCACAGUAACCGCUCGGGAAACGUCUCGGAGAAGCUGUACCCCUUCAAGAUGAUGUUCCUGUAUGAGGGCGGAACCUUCGACAAGGAUUACAACUCCAGGUUUCAGGAGAUCAGGUUCACUGUUCCGCCUUCAACGAAAAAGGUAGAACUAUAUGCCGUGAUCACCGGCCACGGCAGCGACAAUAACAACUGCGGCGAAUUCUGCGUCACGUCGCACUUCUUCCUCGUCAACGGCAUCCACAACAAUUCGCUCACAUUCCACUCUCCUGAUUUGCCGCUGGGCUGCGCCAUGCGUGUGGGCGAGGGGGCGGUGCCUAACGAACACGGCACGUGGCUGUACGGUCGCGCCGGCUGGUGUGAUGGACUGCAGGUGGAUCCCUGGAGGGUCGAUCUCACACCACAGCUUGAUCUCAGCACUUCCAACACCAUCCUCUACUUUGGGCUCUACGAAGGCCGGAACCCCAGUCCGACGCGAGACCCAGGCUACAUCAUCAUCCUCCUGAGCAGUCCUGAAGGCGUGGUCCUUUCCACCAGUUCCUGAAAAUGUUUUUAAGGUUGUUACGCUCCUUCUUAAGGAUGCCACCAAAUCUGACGAUAUUAAUCUGUGGAGGGUUCGUUGGCUUUGUCUUGGUG